This is a messenger RNA of [Candida] anglica, 2145 nucleotides long. Lineage: Eukaryota; Fungi; Ascomycota; Pichiomycetes; Serinales; Debaryomycetaceae. The record is from the annotation of a GenBank genome assembly.
UCUUGUUGAAUUUUCCCCCAGCUUUCGUUUAUUAUAAAAUAAUAUUGUAUAGAUGGUUUCUUCAAAUAGUUCACCUAGUCCAAGUAGUGACUGUUGUGCUACCACUCUGACAUUAUCCAAACCCCACUCAAGACAAUCAAAUCGAGCCUGCGAUGCUUGUGCCAUCCGUAAAGUUCGAUGUGGACCAGUUAAACCAUGUGCCCAUUGUGUUACUAACAAGUUACAGUGUACUCAACUAAGACAACGUAAAAAAAGUGGUCCCAAAAAUUUACAUAAAAAGACUUUGGCUUCAAUUAAUAAUCUUAUCAAAAAUGAAUCCACUCCAGGUCUUUCUGAUCUGAUCCCUUCCACCAUUUACAACCUGCCCGUACCUGCAUCGGUGACUCCAGUGCCAUCUACUAAUAAUCAUCAACACUCUUUAUUGGAACCUUCAAUGAGAGAUAUCAACGAAAUCUUCGGACUUUUAUCCCUGAAUUCCGUCAUGGUUGAAUUAUUGGAUACUUUAACAGUACUGUCAUUACUUGUAGAUCCGAUUCAAUUAAUGGAAAACUGUUCAAAUCUUCUCCUUAAUAACUUAUUGAAUCAAUCUUUAAGAUUGGUGGUUUAUUCAUUAUUAUUGGUCAUAUUAGAAAAUAUGUUUAGAAUGAUUGAACUGAAUGAUGAUUCAAUAUUGUUAAGAAACCCAAUAAGUCAUUAUAAACAAGUGCAAUCAAACCUUUUGAUUUAUAUCAAUGAGCUUUCUGUCGCUUUAGAAACAGAAAUGAGACUUUCCAUUGAACCAAUCGAUCUGAAAGUUUAUUAUAAUCAUUCCUUAACCUGUUUACAUUUACAUAAUUACCAUCAAAUAAGUAGAGGAAGAAGCACUAGUAGAAAUAGUCGAUUCCUCACUUUAAGACUGGCAAUUACAUACUUGCAGUUAUUAGAACCAACCCAAUUGGCAUUGGGUCAAUUUUAUGAAUUACAUGAAUUACUUUUCAUUGCUGAAAGAAUGGCAAGUUGCUUUAUAUCUGAAUCAAUUAAAUUAUCACACAACAACAAUAAUAUCACCAACCAUUCCCAUACACUUAUUGCAUAUCCUUCAGAUUGUCUUCUUAAAGGAAUUAAUCUUGAAAUGACUAAAUCACUUGAUACCAAGAAUCAACUUUAUAGUUUAUUGCAAAGACCAGAAAUUGAAAAUCAUUUAGGAUUAUUCAAAUUUUUCAAUAACGCUAAUGGACUUUUCAAUCAAAUAUCAGAUCUGUUUCGAGCUAUGGAUAUGUUAACAUAUUGUGCUUCUCAUGGAAUAACUCCCAUGAAACUUGCUAGAGUUAUUGAACAAUUAAAUCAAUGUGAAUUAGAAUAUAGUUCAGUUUCAUCAUCAUGUCUAUUAAUUUUCAUUAAUAUAUUGGUGGCUAAAAUUGAUACUGCUAAAUCAACCCUUGAAGAAAGAAAAUUUUCAAUACCUCCAAGACUUUUAAAUCAUAUUCAAAGAAUUAAUUUGGUUCUUAAGGGAACUGAUCUUGCCACCCUUAUCGUAAGACUGUCACAUCUCCAACUCAUUCCACAACUUUUAACCAUGUUAAGAAUGGUGAUUGAGUUAAAUGAUCAUCGCCAACUUCUGCUGCUGGACAGACAUUUAUUGGUUGAUUUUACUCGGAAUCUUAUAAUUCUUUCCCCUAGUGGAUAUGAUCUCGAUCCAUAUGUUAGAGGAAGCCCUGUCUUGUGUCAUUGGUUCAGCUCCCUUCUGCAAUCAUCCGAAGUUCAAUCCAAUAGUAAUAAUACUCCUAAUAAUUCUAACAAUACUACUAUUGUUGAUAGUUCUUCGAUACAAGUGAAACAAGAAUUUGAUGAUACUCAAAGAAUUAUCUCUUCUCUGGGUACUAGUUCUGCAGCUACAACGAUACCUCCGUCGAUCAUUUCUAAUAUUCCUAGUCCUGGAGGUGUUGGACAAGGACUCUCGUGGGGAGAACAACAAGUAGAUCCGAUUGGUUUUGAUCAAGCAAAAAAUCUAUUUGAUGUAUUCCAUCCAGCAGAAAGUAAUGAAGAUUAUGAAAUGUUUAGAAAUACUUCUCAAAACAAUAGCAAUAGUAUCAGUGAUUUAUUCCUGUACUAUACUGCAACGGCAUAAUUUGGCUAAUAGAAAAAUAUAAGUAUAUUUAUUCAUUA